AGAGAGAGAGCGCGAGCUUCUUCUUCAUCAGUCUGGACCUGAAAAGUCUCUGGACCUGGAGAGUCUGCACCUGGAGAGUCUGGACCUGAAGAGUCUGGAUCUGAAGCUCUUUUUGUAAACACCAACUCUUUUGAUGAAACCAUGACUAAACCUGAGACCGGACCGGUUCUCCUGCAGAACCUCGUGCUGCUGCUGAAUCUGGUCUCUCCGGUCUGUCUCUCCGCUCCGCGCGGACACGCAGCGCGUUAUUUGGGCCAGAUAGCGGAGAACUGUGCGGCGGGGACUCCGGUGGACGGAGUGACGCUGCAGGACACCGGCGGUUGCUCCAGGACGAACCUCGGCACCAGCCUGACCGGAGAGUACGCGACACAUUUCCGGCUGGUUAACCACCGGGGACACCUUGGACAGCAGGGACAUCUGGGUCUGGUCUCCGCCAGAGCGCUAGACCGGGAGUUUAUCGCUGUGUACGAGCUGCGGGUCGAAUGUGCGCGCGUGCCCGCGCUGGUCCAGGUCACGGUGUCCGACCUGAACGACAACAUCCCGCGCUUCACCGGCGGGAACGUGACCGUCGAAGUGGACGCGCUGACGCCGCGCGGAACAGCGCUGACCCGCUUUGACGCCGAGGACGCGGACGCGGAGCGGAACGGACGCGUGACUUUUUACGCGUCGCCGGAGUCUCACCUGUUGCACGUGCACGCGCGGAGCGGACAGGUGCUGCUGGUCGGCUCGCUCCUGGGUAUCAGUCACGUGACCCUCCGCCUGUUUGUGAGGGACGGCGGUGACGCGCCGCUGACAGGUGAGCCUGUGUUCCUACGCGUGCACGUGUGCGGACACGGAGCGCACAGGAGGAGGAAAACCCGGUCCGUGUCUGAAGAGCAGAACUUCACCAUCACGGUCCCGGACCAGGCCAGGGUCGGGGACCUGGUGUUCACGGUACCGGACCAAAGGUUCCAACAGAGGUGGUUCCAGGUGACGUCAGAGAAGGAGGAGGAGUCACCGGUCCAGGUUGAGCGGGACUCCGGGCGUUUGUACCUGGCGCGCGCUCUGCGGGAACCCGCCCAGGUGACGGUGAAGGUCCAGAACCGCAGAGCUGAUGACUGGUACCUGUGCAGGUUGACACUGAGCAUGCUCAGUCAGGCUGACCUUCAGUGGACCAUGUUUCCCUCUCCGUACCUGGGAGCUGUCAGUCCUGACGCCAUGCCCGGCACUGUGGUGUACCGACUGUCGGCGCAGCAACGAGACGCAACGCAGGGACACGCCCAGUUUCUCCUACUGGACAAUGACGACUGCUUCGAGGUGGACCGUCGUUCCGGUGAGGUCAGGACCACGGGGCGACCUCUGACCCCUGGUAAGGAGUACCUGCUGCGCGUGCAAGCGCUCGACCAACAGGGGCGCAAAGGGGCGUCGGCCUAUGUGUCUGUCCUGGCCGGUUACCGGCCCCCACAGUUCACCAACGCCACCUACAGGGUGAACGUAGCAGAGAACACACCUGCUGGUCAAACUGUUGCCAUGGUGAAGGCUGACUCCUUCCAGGUGAAGUCUGUCUCUUACCAGCUGCUGGUGAAUCCUGGGAAUCUGUUCAGCAUCAACCAGCAGGGCGGCACUCUCAGCCUGACCCGGGCUGUAGACUACGAGAGCGGACACAAGAUCCACAGCCUGCAGGUCAGAGCGUCUGAAUCUGAGACUGGACUGAGCAGCGUGGCAGAGGUUGUUGUUCACAUUACAGAUGAGAACGACUGCACGCCUGAGUUUCUUCAGUCCAUUUACACCCGAGAGAAUGUUCCAGAGAACAUGACACCUGGAAGCUCACUGCUGCAAGUUGUGGCUCGUGAUUGCGACUCUGGUGUAAAUUCCGAUCUUUCCUACUUUGUGGACGAUGGUGAUUUUGCGAUCACGUCAGGGGGCGUGGUCAGCCCGGCCCGUCACCUGGACUACGAGCGGCCCAAUCACAUGUACGAGUUUGUGGUGGUUGCUGUGGACGCGGGCACGCCCCCUCGUACUGGCACCGCCUCCGUCCGGAUCCGGGUCUCCAAUAGCAACGACGAGGCGCCGGUUUUCUCCCAGAGCGUCUAUAAGACCUUCCUCAGCGAAGACGCCGGUCCAGACACGCUGGUCGCCAUCGUCCAUGCCAACGACCCGGACGGCGACAUGGUCUCCUACGCCAUCACCGGCGGCAAUGAGGACCGCAACUUCCUGUUGGACAACCACAAAGGAAUCAUCACGCUGCGGCGCAGUCCCCCCCCCAGGCUGCGGGGACUUCAGUACGUCCUCAACAUCACUGCCACAGACGACAACGCGUCCGGUGGACCGCACCCACUUAGCAGCUCCGCCCACGUCGUUGUGGGAAUCAACGACAUCAACAACAACAAACCAGUUUUCCAGGAGUGUCACAACUACAGUCUGAACGCCGCCGUCUUAGAGAACCGGCCGCCGGGGACGUUCGUGCUGCGCGUCCACGCCCACGACGCCGACACGGGCGUCAACGGCGAUGUCAGAUAUGGAAUCAUGCACCGAGACGGCGUCUCCUCGGCUUUUGACAUCGAUCCGGACUCAGGCGUGAUCACCACGGCGGUCAGCUUUGACCGGGAGCGUCAGCGGGAGUUCACUCUGUCAGUGACGGCAACGGAUCAGGCCGACGAGCCACUGAUCGGAAUCUGUCAGGUCACCGUGGCGAUCGCCGACGUCAACGACAACGAGCCCAAGUUUGAGAACAGUCGCUACCAGUACUUCCUGCGUGAGGACACUCCUGUAGGAACUAGUUUCCUUCGAGCGGCCGCUCACGAUGACGACCAGGGAAGUAACGCGGUCAUCACAUACUCACUGACCAAUCAGAGCCCAGAGUAUCUGCACAUCAACCCGAGCACAGGCUGGAUCUAUGUUAACCAAGCCAUAUCACAGACGUCCAGGAUCAGUCAGCAGAUUGUGGCGUCAGAUGGAGGAAACCGCAGCAGCUCCGUGGAUCUGACCGUCAUCAUCACCAAUGUUCACAACCAGCCGCCACAGUGGGAGGAGCUUGAGUAUUGGGUCACUGUCCCCGAAAACACCGUCCGAGACGCUAAGAUUGUGACCGUCAAGGCCACGUCGCCGCUCGGUGACCCUCGUGUGACUUAUAACCUGGAGGAGGGUCAGGUCCCGGAGACCAACAUGCCGGUGCGGUUCUACAUCAAACCCAACCGAGCCAACGGCUCCGCCUCCAUCCUGGUGGCCGAGAACCUGGACUUUGAGACGAUCGGGUUCUUCACGCUGAGAGUGAGAGUGCAGAACAUGGCUGCGGUUCCUCUGGCCUCGUUCACCAGUGUCUACAUCAAUGUGACGGACGUGAACGACAACGUACCUUUCUUCCUGUCGUCCACCUACGAGGCCACGGUUCCCGAGGGCGCAGAGAUCGGCACGUCGGUGGCUCAGGUUUCGGCCAUAGACCUGGACUCUGGUCUUCACGGGAGGAUCCUCUACUCCAUCCUGAAGGACGAGAGCGGAGACUCCGAGCUCUUUGGCAUCGACUCUCUCAGCGGAGUCAUCGUCACUCACACCUCCUUCGACCGCGAGCAGAAAUCCUCGUAUCUGAUCGAGGUUCAGUCACAGGACGGGUCAGAGUCAGCAAGACCAGGUCAACAAGGUCAACCCAACACUGACACGUCGUACGUCAGGAUCUUGGUCACGGACGUUAAUGACAAUGCGCCGGCGUUCGCUCGUCCCGUGUACGAGGUGAGCGUGGAGGAGAACGAGGAGGUCGGCUUCAUCCUCAUCACCGUCACCGCCAACGACCACGAUGAAGGUGCUAACGCCAAGCUGCGUUACCAGAUCACGUCGGGGAACAGCGCGGGCAGCUUCGACGUGGAGCCAGAGGUGGGGACCGUGUACGUGGCUCAGCCGCUCGACUACGAGGCGGAGCGGCGCUACGAGCUGAGGCUCGUUGCAUCCGACGGGAAGUGGGAGAACGAGACGCUGCUGGUGGUUCAGGUGGUGAAUCGCAACGACGAGGCGCCGCUCUUCAGUCAGACCGAGUACCACGCCACCGUGAGCGAGGAGCUGACACAGCUGCCCGUCUUCAUCCUGCAGGUUUCAGCUACAGAUCCUGAUCAAGAGGCCGAUCAAACUGCCGUUCGUUACUCGUUCCAUGGUCAGGGAGCUGGUGGUGAGUUCACCAUUGAUGAACACACCGGAAGAAUCUAUGCCCAACGACGUCUGGACCGCGAGGAGCGUCUGGCCUGGAGGUUCCUGGUCCUGGCCACGGAUGAAGAGGGCGGCGGACUCACGGGAUUCGCAGACGUGCUGUUAGAAGUACGAGAUGUCAAUGACAACGCGCCCUUCUUCCCUUGUCCAGCUCUGGAAGUGGACGGAUGUUUUGUUGGCCAAGUGCCUGAAAACUCGCCAGCCGACACCUCCGUCAUGGAGAUGCGAGCCAUGGAUCUGGACGACCCCAACGAGGACAGAAACACUGCGCUGACGUACAGCAUUGUCAAGAACAUUCGCAACGACAUCAACCUCAACCUCUUCUCCAUCAACGCCACCACAGGAACUAUCUACACGGUUCUGCGUUACUUGGACCGGGAGGUGGAGGACCGCUAUCUGGUGGUGGUGGAGGCCAGAGAUGGAGGGGGACUGACGGGGACAGGAACAGCCACCAUCAUGGUUUCAGACAUCAACGAUCACCCACCCGUCUUCUCUCAGCGGGUCUACACUGCUCAGGUAACGGAGGACCUGGAGGUGAACAGCGAGGUUGUCGUCGUCUCUGCCACAGACGGAGAUGAAGGUGAGAACGCCGUGGUGACCUUCAGCGUUGUCGGAGGGGACGAGGACAGGAAGUUCUUUGUGGAGACAGACAGAGUCAACAGACGUGGCGUGAUUAAACUAAAGAAGAAGGUGGACUUUGAGAAGCCACAUGAGAGGACUUUCAAUCUGACCCUGAAGGCCGAGGACGCUGACUUCUUCAGUCUGGCCUACUGCAUCGUUCAGGUGGUGGACUCAAAUGACCACGCUCCUGUCUUCUUCCCACAGUUCUACGAGUCAGCGGCCAUGUCUGAAGAUGUCCCCGUGGGGACAAUUGUCACACAGGUCACAGCUUCUGAUCUGGACUCUGGCCGAAAUGGACAUUUUUCCUACAGCAUUUCCAAAGAGUCUGACCCCCACAGUCAGUUCCUGGUGGACCAGUCCGGGUGGGUGGUUGUGACCGGUUCACUGGACCGAGAGAAAAUCUCACAGCACAGGAUCAUGGUCCUCGCCACAGAUGCUGGGACUCCGCCUCUGACCGGAACCGCUGUUGUGGCGGUGACUGUGCUCGAUGUUAACGACAACGGGCCGGAGUUCGAGGUCACGUAUAAACCUCUCGUUUGGGAGAACAUGGCGGCGCCUCAGCCGGUGCCAAUGAACCAAACUUCCUUCCUCCUCCACGCCACUGACCACGACACCUCCACCAACGCCGGGCCCUUCUCCAUACGGCUGCUCACGCUCACCUCAGACGCCACCAAUUUCAACUUGACCGACUUCGGGAACGGCAGUGCCGCCGUCACGGCUCUGCGGUCCUUUGACCGCGAGCGACAAAAAGAGUACCGCCUACAGAUUCUCAUGAUUGACAGUGGUUCACCUCCAAUGAGCUCCACCAGCACGCUGACGGUCGUCAUCGGGGACAGGAACGACCACGCCCACUCCCCAGGACACACUCACUUCAUUGUCUACAGUUUUGGCGGAAUCCUCCCGACCACGGUGCUGGGUCAGGUUCAGGCCCCUGACCUGGACGACUGGAGUCAGAAGGUUUACCAACUGGAGGGCAAACCCAGCAGGUUCUUCAGUCUGAACCACAGCUCGGGUCAGCUCACUAUCAAGGAGGGGACGCCGCCUGGAACGUACCAACUGCAGGUGCGUGUGUCAGACGACACCUGGCCCGACAUCACCUCCACUGCACAGGUGGAUGUCACAGGUCUGCAGCAGGACGUCCUGCAGGACGCCGCGUCCUUACGUCUGUCCAACCUGACAGUGGAGGAGUUCUUCAGCAGUGACGGUGCAGAUGACAGUCGCUUCCAUCGGCUGGCUCGAGUGUUGGCUCAGCUGCUGCAGACUCUGCCGGAAAACGUCCAUAUCUUCUCUGUGGGUGACGCCGGCCGUCAGGCGGAGAAGGAGCUGGACGUGUGGUUUUCCGCUCACGGCUCACCGUACUACAGGACGGAGAAGCUGCACGGCUACGUGGCAGCAAACAAAGACAAGCUGGAGGCCACAGUAGGCGUGUCCAUCUCUCAGGUGGGCGUGGACGACUGCCCACGCACUGACUGCAGUCAUUCUGGAGGCUGCAGCACUGAGGUUUCGUUCAGCCGGGCCCCGGUGGCCCUCAGCACCGGGGACACCUCGCUGGUGUCGCUGACGACCUCAACAAGAGCUCUGUGUGGCUGCAGGGGUCGAGAUCUCGUCCACCUGCCGUGCUCCACAUAUCCCAGCAACCCCUGCUUCAAUGGUGGAACCUGCCAGGACGGACCACUGGGAUUCAGGUGUCAGUGUCCUCCCAUGUUGGACGGUCCUCAGUGUCAGCAGACCAAGCACAGCUUCGGUGGCCGAGGAUACGCCUGGUUCCCUCCCAUCAUGACUUGCUUCCAGAGCCACAUCUCCCUGGAGUUUCUGACUGAGUCGGACAACGGGCUGCUCCUCUACAACGGGCCACUCGGCCCCGCCCACUCUGAGGUGCAGGAGGACUUCAUUGCUGUAGAGCUGAGAGACGGCGUUCCCACUCUGAGCGUGAACCACGGAUCAGGAACGCUGACUCUGCAGCUGCCGCACAAAUCCACCGUCACUGACCGCCACUGGCAUCGACUGGACAUCAUCAGUGAUGGCAAGGCCGUCCAGCUGAUCCUGGACCAGUGUGGGGGGGCGGGGCUGAUGGAGGCCGACGCUCAAGACAUGGACGAGUCCGUGUGCAGAGCUGUAGGAGAGACGCCGGGGAGCCAGAGGUUUCUCAACGUGUUCCAGCCUCUGCAACUGGGCGGAGUCAAGGACACAUCUCCUCAAAGACAUUACCACAGUUUCAGCGGCUGCAUACGCCACCUGGUGGUGGACAGUCAGGUGUUGGACCUGGCGUCUCCAGGUGAGAGUGUGGACAGCGCUGCAGGCUGCAGGUUCACAGACGCCGUGUGUUUGACGGCGGCAAGUCCUUCCUGUGGUGUCCACGCCUCCUGUGACGCUGAGUGGGGCUCCUUCAGCUGCAAGUGUCACCCGGGACACGAGGGACACAAGUGUGAUAGAGUCGUCCCUGAGUUCUCCUUCGACUCUGGCGGCGUGGUCCGUUACCAGCUCAGAGGAGGCAGCAGCUCCAGACGCACAGACGUGCAGCUGCUCCUCAGAACCAGAUCCACGUCAGGGUCCCUGCUCUCCAUCACGUCCCGGGACACCAACAAGUACAUCGUCCUGGAGAUCUUGGACGGUCUCCUCUCGGUCCGUGCCAACCUCGGCGACGGUGCCCGCACCCUGAGACUCCCCGGUCAGCGGAUAGACAUCGGACAGUGGGUCCUGGUCAGCCUCAGUCGUCACGGCAACCUGUUUACGCUAAGGCUGGAGCGAGGCGGAGGGUCGCGGGAGGUCCAGGCCCGGCUGGGGAGUCGGCAGGAGAUCGCGGUCGACCCGGCGAGUGUGACAGUCGGCAACGGUCCAAACACCAGAGACGAGAGUGAAGAGUUUCAGGGCUGCCUGAAGGACGUUCGUUUUAACGGUCAGGUUCUCCCUCUGGAUGGGCGGAGUCAGGAGCUAGUGGCGGUGCAGGAGCGCGGUGGCGUCUCGUCCGGCUGCGUCAGCGAUGCCUGCAGAGGCGAUCCGUGCGUCCAUCCGCUGCUGCGCUGCGUCGACCUGUGGCGGAAGCACCAGUGCAGGUGUCCCGCGGGUCAGGUGACCGUGACCGAUGAGUCGGGUCAGCAGCGGUGCGGACCCUCGCCGUGUGGACUCACUUCCUGUCGUAACGGCGGCGUUUGCCAGGCGCUGUCGCCCGACAACUACCACUGCCGAUGCCAGGACGGGUUCAGAGGUCAGCGCUGCGAGCUGGGGCAGGUCAAAGGUCACCGUGUGGCUGCUCUGAGUCCCAGCUCCAUCCUGGCCAUCAGCAUGUGUCUGCUCGUCUUCUUUGCGGUGCUGGUGGCAGUGACCGUAUGGAACCAGACAGGAAGUCGUAACAAGUUCCAGAAACAAGGAGUUUAUCAGCUUCCUGCAGAGAAUCAGAGCUGGGAGGAUGUGAGAGAGAACAUCCUGAACUACAACGAGGAGGGAGGAGGAGAACAAGACCAGAAGGGUUAUGACAUCACAGAGCUGCAGCGCCCCCUGUGUUCCAGUGUGUCACAGUUGUCGUCCUGCACCACAGCGCCCGGCUCUCAGGAGGAAGUUCACGCGUGCGGCUCCUCCUGCAGCUCUGGCGCCGCCUACCUCAGCACGCACCGCCCCUGUCAGCCACACAGCAGCAACGACGCCACCUGCAGGCGUCACGCAGGCACGCAUUCACACGGCGACUUUAAGAGCUACGUGGAGCGAAUCGUCUGGGACGCCGACCGCGACGGCGAGGCGUCGCCGCCCGACACCUGCCACGUGUGGAACGUGGAGGGUCAGGGGUCGGCGGCGGGAAGUCUCAGCUCGCUGGGGUCGGACGUUUCUCGUGGACGCGUCGGCAUAGAAGACGUCGCAGAGUUUGUUUACGACAGAUUAUCGCGAUGGGGCCCGAAGUUCCGGACGCUGAGCGACAUGUACGAGCGACCGCAGCGCGCCGUCUCGUACGGAGACGCCACACCGCCUCAACACCACUAGAGGGCGACACACACACACACACACACAGUCCUCUCAGGAAAAUGAUUCUCUCAGGUCUCUCUCUCCUGGAUCAGAGGACGAGAUACGAUGACAUCAUCACGAGUCACAUGAUCACCGUCGAUAGGGAACCAAAACACGAGCGUGACAGAAAAUCCGAUUUUUAAAAAGAUUCUAUUUUUUUAUUCUUCUGACUCAUGAUCACAUUUUAUCGUAAAAAAAAAAACCACACGCAACUUUCCAUGUCUUAAAAAUGUGUGAAAUGAUUUCAUAAAAUCUGCGUCGGAAAGCGAUGUUUUGACAUAUUUGGACAAAUGAAACUGUAAGAAAGUCAAAAAACCCUGAACGUGGACUUCGUGUUUGUUCUUCUUCACACACUCUGUGCGACAUUCGCACUCAAAUCGCGAGCUUUGGCGUUUCAUUGCAGACGUUCUCCUCGUACAACUUUAAAUUGACUGUUUCUGCUCGUUUCCCUGACAACGGCCCUCAUGUGUUUUUUUAAAAGCUCAGAUAGAAAAUAGAUGAGAAGUUGAUUUAGAUGUGAUCUGGAAAAAAAAACCCACACAACCUACAUCACAGCGCGCUUUGAUCGGGAACGGUGUGCUACGACUUGUCGUAGUGUUUCCAGUAACCAUGGCAACAAAAAUUGCAAAGAACUGUGAAUCAUUUCCACAUACACAUGAAUGGAAAAACAAUCAGAACCCUGCCCACUGUGUGGUCACACUUUAACACUUUAACAUAAAGAUGUGGUUCACAUGACACGAGGCUUUUCUCACCUAAAUCAAAGUUUUGAUAAAUACUAAGUUUUUUAAACAAUCACAGUUGAAGUUUUGUACUUCUGUUUGGACGUAUUCAGAUUUUAUAAUGAGUGUGUGUUGCAGUGGCACACAGACAGUUUCUACAUAAACACGUUGAUUCCACAAAAAUUCUACUUUUUCUAAAUACUUCAGAUUUUAAAAGUUAAUGUUACGAAUAAAAACUCAGAGUUCGGACUUUCACUGGCGACGGUCGUUGCUACCUCUCGCGUGUUGUCAUGACAACGCCAGAUGAAUGUAGUUUUAUUAAAAAAAGAAAAGAUUAUAAAAUCUGAUUUUUUUUCCUGCGACUGUUGGGGGCGGAGCCAGUGAACAAUCAGAGUUUUGUGUCAGUCAGUCGUGAGUAAAUGUUUUAAUCCUGAACUCUUUUCUUUCUUCUGUUUUUUUCCCUUGUGAUUAAAAGUUUGUUUUUUUUCAGAUCUAUGCGUCCAAACAUGUUUUUAAACGUUGUGUCGACUCGAGUCGUGUGUUAACUGUGAAAUAGUCAAAAACAGACGUUUGUAAAGCACUCAUUCUCUCACACCAAAGUCCAAUCACACACACAGCAGUUGUUGAUCCACUGCUGCCUCCAUCACUAAGUUCAAAUGUCUUAUUUUGUCAAAUUCGGCUUUUAAAAUAUUUUAUUCAGACUUACUUCAGUGACACAAAGUGACCACACGAGGCAGCAGAGGACCAGCAGCUCCAGUGGGCUUUGGUGUGGGAGAUAAAGUGAGAUAAAGACGUGAAUGUGUGACGUAGACGUGUUGAUGUUUGUUUUUCUCCUUCAGUCAGUGAUGCUGUGUGUGAGUGAUGUAAACAUGUUUUACAAACGUGGAAUAUUCCUUUUGUAAAUGACUUUUAAUUAAAAUGUUCUUUCCCAA
Messenger RNA from Solea solea (common sole), 10438 nucleotides. Its product is annotated as neural-cadherin. Gene Ontology annotation, biological process: homophilic cell-cell adhesion. Lineage: Eukaryota; Metazoa; Chordata; Actinopteri; Pleuronectiformes; Soleidae. The transcript has 34 exons. Gene Ontology annotation, molecular function: calcium ion binding. Gene Ontology annotation, cellular component: cell-cell junction; plasma membrane. The record is from RefSeq and is a predicted model, not a curated record. The coding region runs from base 142 to 8766 and encodes 2874 amino acids.